Molecule: messenger RNA, 4740 nt
Organism: Candoia aspera
Lineage: Eukaryota; Metazoa; Chordata; Lepidosauria; Squamata; Candoiidae
Gene: HSD11B1
Product: hydroxysteroid 11-beta dehydrogenase 1
Exons: 6
Coding region: 254-1141 (295 amino acids)
Biological process (GO): steroid catabolic process
Cellular component (GO): intracellular membrane-bounded organelle; endoplasmic reticulum membrane
Molecular function (GO): 11-beta-hydroxysteroid dehydrogenase (NADP+) activity; steroid binding
Source: RefSeq, a predicted model, not a curated record
CUGUCGCUUAGGUUGAAGUCCAUCAGCUCUUGCCAAAAAAAAAAAAAAUUGGAGGCUUGCGGUGAUGGGACCAUUGGCACAAAUGUCCUGAAAUUGUUAGAAGCCUGGAGUUUUAGGGAAGUUGCUGCCUCUAUACUAGCAGGUUUUUGCAGCAUUAACAUUGUUCCUGCUGUCUGGAAUAAACUCUUUUGCUCUUUUUCCUUUUUCUUCCCCCUCUGCUUCUCAUGCCUGAUUAUUUUCUGACUACAGUAGGAUGAAUCUGUUGCAAAAGAUUCUGAUUCCUUUGGUAGGAAUUGUCUUGGCCUUCUAUUUUUAUUCAGGAAAGGAAGAUUUUAAACCUGAAAUGUUGAAAGGGAAGCGGGUGAUUGUUACUGGGGCAAGCACUGGAAUUGGAGAGCAGAUAGCAUACCAUCUAGCACGGAUGGGUUCCCAUCUCCUGAUUACGGCACGGACAGAAGCCCAGCUCCAGCAAGUGGUUGCUAAGUGUUUAGAGUUGGGUGCAGCAUCUGCCAGGUACAUUAAUGGCAGUAUGGAAGAUAUGAAAUUUGCUCAGGCUGUGGUGAAGAAAGCAGAGGAAUUAUGGGGAAGUCUAGAUAUGCUUAUUCUGAAUCAUGUUGGCAACUCCUACUUCAAUUAUUUCAAUUGGGACAUUGGGCAUGUGCAAAAACUUCUGGACAUCAAUUUCCUAAGCUAUGUAACAAUGACAGUUUCAGCUUUUCCCAUGCUUAAGAUCAGUGGAGGAAGCAUAGUGGUUGUUUCAUCCAUGGCAGGCAAAAUUGGCUUCCCAUUCAUUGCUCCUUAUUCUGCAACAAAGUUUGCACUAGGUGGAUUUUUCAGCUCUUUGAGGCAGGAAUUUAUCAUGCAGAACACCAAUGUUUCCAUCACAAUCUGCAUCCUUGGACUCAUCAACACAGAAAAUGCCAUGAAAGCGGUAUCUGGUAAAUUCACAUCUCUGUCUUCACCUGCGCCAAAAGAAGAAUGUGCCCUAGAAAUCAUUAAAGGGGGUGCCCUGCGUCAGCGGGAGGUUUAUUACAAAUAUAUGGCUACAAAGAUCCCUACACUUUUGCGAGAUUGGGCUCCAGAGCUCAUAGAUUAUGUCUUUCGGACAUAUUAUAAUGUGGACAAUCUAAAACAUGAUUAACCACAGUCUGUCCGUUUACUGCUUCUGCAUUUUCUGUUCUCCUAAGUCAGUGUUUUUCAAACUUGGCAACUUUAAGAGAUGUGGAAGUUGAAGUCCACACAUUGUAAAUUUGCCAAGUUUGAAAAACAUGGAUGUAAGACAGCAUUGUUUCUUCUCUCUUAAUUAAUGUUAAUACAUAGCAUCCUACAAUCCAGAGAUUCACUAUGCUGUUAUAUACAGACCCAAAAUCCACUUCUGUGUCUUGGGAUUUCACACUGUUGGUUAAUGUAUUAUCUAAAUUCUGGAACAGGACGAAGUGGGUAAAUGUGGAUAUACUAGAAAAACUCAGAUUAAUGAUAAAUGUUUUGUAUGGUCUUAAACUGCAUCCAGAUGGUUGUUUCACUUACUCUGUAUUCAAUUCUCUAAAGCAAAACAAGACAUAAAGAGGAAAUUAGAGAGAGAAAAAGUUGUAACACAGUGCUGAGUUUUAUAGUUUUUAAUCUAUUCUGUAUAUAAAGUAGAUUUCUCACAUCUCUGACAUAGAGAGGAGGUCAACCAAGUAAGUGCAAGAUAGCCUCUGGCUUAGCCUGAUAGGAGGCACUUGAUACUUAACAAAUCUGUAUAUAGAUUUGGCAUUAAAAAGUACACUUUUCAAAUUUUCAAAGUUCUAAAAUUAUUAUUUUAAAAAAUCAGUUUAGGUAACAUUUAUGUUUGUUUAUAGUAAUUUUAUUAAAAAUUACAAAUACAACAAUACAAACUAAUACAAACUAAAAAAGAAAAGAAUAAAAAGAAAAAAUAGAAGGUGCAGAAAAGAAAAAAAUAGAAAGAAAAAUAGAAGAGAAAGAAAAAAUAAGAAUAUAGUAAAGAAAAAAAGAUAUAAAUAUAUAAAGAAAUGACUUUCUCUUCAGCAAAACAAGUAUAAACAAUUUUAGUAACUUACCACCUUCUCUUAAAAGAUAACAAAUGAUCUCUUCUUCCCAUAGCCCAUCUAUUAUCUAUAAACAAAUUCUUAAAGCCUUGUCAUUUCAGUCCUGAUGUCAGCAAAAGUCCAUUAAGGGUUACCAGAGAUAGCAACAUAUCUAUUUUAACCUUGAUCAAAUAAACCAACUUAUAUUCCUUCCUUUUUUUUCUAACAAUCUUAAUCUUUAGUCCAUUCAAAUAAUGUUAAGGAACUUGAUUUCUUUUCAUUCUUUUUUUUUUUUUGUCCCUUCUUAUGAGAUUUUUUAAAACCUUAACAAGUCACUGUUGUAAAUCCCAUAUAGGAAAAUUAUCCAGGUCACUCUCUUGGUUGAUUGUUUGUAUAUCCUUUUUUAAAAACAUCAGCCAGUUUCUUUUGUAUGUCCAGUGUAAUAUCUUUUUCCAUGUCAUUCUUGUAGGCUGUCAUUUGUAAAUCCAUUUUCAACUCAGUCUCAAUCUUGUCAGGUAAACUUGUUCUUCUUCCAUAACAUCUUUUAGACACAGUCUCUCCAUUAGAGGCAGAUGUCUCUGUUGACACCAUUAAUAUUAACUUCUGAGCCCUUUUUCAAAAAUAUCCUUCAAUACAUCCAAUGUUAGAACAUUUUGCUCCAUUCUGUGACUGUAAGUCAAAUUUAUAUGUUCUUUUAAUUGUAAUCUUUAGUUCCCUCUAGUGUCCAUUUUUUUAAAAAAUGUAUUGUUUUUUUAAAAAAUUCAAAACAAAAACGUUCCUUCUCAUGGGAAGGAUUCUUUAUAAUUAAUUCCAAAAUCUUAUUUCAAAUUUAUUUGGAUCCUUAGUCUGUUUGUAACUUUCUAAAAUCAAAGUUUUAAUAACCCUUUUGUUAUUUAUUUUAAAAAAAUAAUUUUUAAGUUCUUAAACUGUAAUUAAAACUUUCUUUUGCUAAGGAUUGAAGGGAAACUCACCCGCUGCUGUCAAACUUGUUGUUACAAAGAUUUCUAAUAGCUGAAAAGCAGUUAACAAGCAAUUUUUGAAAGGGAUUAGAAAGGGAAGUAUGCAAACUUAGUGUCCUUUCAAAAGUGCUGACCAUGGUUUGAGCAAGAGGGCUAUUCCCUCAUCCCCUAGAGCUCUAAACUCGCCAGAGAUUGUUAUCUUGCAGUCUCCUUAUGAGGAGCAGCUGUCUGGGGCAAUUGUGGGUGAUCUCUAGUCCUCUCCUUGCCCAGAGAGGUUCAAAGAGCCAGUCCAUUUGCCAGCUCUUCAUUCUUCAUCACGGUCAUCAGCUCAGCUUUUCGCAGAGCCCUCUUCAGUCUGCCAUUUCUUCCUCUGGAAGUCCCAGGAAAUGUGUUUGUUAAGUAAUAGAUAAGAACAGGACUUGGGAUACUCUGGGUCUAGUCCACCUCAGCCAUGGAAAACUCACUGGGUGAUCUUGAACUAGUCAUUAUAUCUCAACCCAAUCUAUUCUACAGGAUAGUUUUUGUGGGAGAAAUGGGGGGGAGGGGUUGGAAUGACAAGAGCAGUGCUGUCCCAAUGUGAUACAUGCAUGUGCAAAAGGGGCAGAGGCUAUGGCCAAUGCUGCUUUUGUCAUUUUGAAAAAAGCACUGGAUCUUGCAGACAAUUCUGCUCAGAUUUGAAAAUAUUGUUAAAAACUGAAUAAGGUUUAUGUAAAAUGAAAUUCUGAAUUAAAAAAAAAAAGAACUGUAAGAAUUUUCCUCCAAAUGUAUUAAGCUGUAUAUUAUGCAAUGGGCAUAACAAGAUCCAGCAUUAAAACUUAUAUAUAAAUAUAUUCUCAAUAUAUUUUUUCUAACACCCUUACAUUUAAAGUUUAAUGUAAAAGUGAUAGCUUUGUAUUAACAGUUCUUUUUAACAAGUAUUUUGUGCAUCUGAUAUUUACCAUUGCUGGUGAUGAAAUUCACAAUUAAAACACAUAUCUGAACUAGGCCAGUGAGUUGAUAUUGAAGUAUAAUGUAACUUUUGAAACUUAAUUCUGUCCUGAACAAAAGAAGAGAUUAAUAGAUAAAUAUUUUGUAGUUCACUAUUCUAGGGAAUCUAAUUGUAAAUACAACAAAAUAUCCACGUCUCAUGGUUCAUCAUCACACAACUUCCUUCCAUUUGCUAAAAAAAAUGUUUCCCUUCAUCAACAUUUAUGUCCUUGUUGGGACAGCUCAGUGGAAUCUUUGAGCCAUAUGCUCUUUCACUGGUCUCUCUACGUGAAAUCGUGGGUUAAUAAUAUUAAUUCUGUCCUGAAGAAAUUUCCUGGUAGAGAAUAUGAUUUCUCUUUGUCAGUUCUGUCUGACCAGGAUUUAGAUAUAUCUUUCCAAUUACAGAAUUAGAUCUAUACUCUACCUCUUGGUCUAGUCAAAAUAAAAUGAAAUUCAGUUUGGGGAUAAGUUGGGAAGAUCCUUUGAGGACAUAUAUUGUUAUAUAGAGAAACACUUAAUACUUUCAAAAUGUUAGAAUACAAACCAUUCAAAGUUUUCAGUAUUGAUUUUUUUUUCUUCCCUUGCUUGUUUGUUUGCCAAUCAUGUCUCUUUUAUUGUGAAGGGAAGUCAUUUUUAACUUGAACAUGUGAUAUCCAUUUCAUCAGAAAACUGUAGUAUUUUUCACAGUUUCCAUUAAUCUCAUCCAUGUGUCAUGUAUGUUUCUCCAAAAAUACAGCCACAAGUAGUACAGUGACAUCUACUGAAUAAACAUUGCUUUGCACAAUGAA